AUGGCCACUAAUAAACAGCCUGAAGGCGAAGACAAUAACACGAACGGCGGCCUUCUCAGGCGGUCAUGGACAGCAAUUUUUCCGUUCUCUUCAUCCGCGUUGGCGGCUCUCCCCGAAAACACCCAAAGGCCCGUGCGCUACACGAGAGAAGAUGAUAUUCCAGACGUGGACCACGACGUUGAUGGUCAAAGACCUACAAUCAGAGAUUACAAUGCCAUCAAUUCUGUACCGCCCCAGAUACGGGUACCGAAGAAAGUAGCGACGUCCCUGAAAAUUGAGGGAAAGGUAUGGUUUGCCAAUGAAAGGACAUGGAUAUCUUGGCUGAACCUUGCUGUGUUAUUGGGAACUUUGGCACUUGCCCUCUUCAAUGCGUCCAAAGACGUGGUGGCCCGGAGAUUCGCAUAUACUUAUGCCUUGAUUAGCAUUGCUGUUUUGGUCUAUGGUUUUGUGAUCUACCAGAAUAGGAUCACAAUGAUUCGCAAACGCGAUCCUGGGCAUUAUGACCACAUCGUUGGACCUGUCCUUAUCAGUGCACUUCUGUUCUUUGCAGUUUCGGCCAAUUUCGUAAUUCGAGUGCGCGAGCUACAAUCGAAAGAGGUCCCUAUUCCUGGUCUAGAAUAUCUAUUCUACAAUGCCAAUGCGCUCGCUAUGUCUGGCAGAGAUUCGUAG
Messenger RNA from Suillus clintonianus, 669 nucleotides. RefSeq lists its product as uncharacterized. The coding region runs from base 1 to 669 and encodes 222 amino acids. The record is from RefSeq and is a predicted model, not a curated record. The transcript has 6 exons. Gene Ontology annotation, cellular component: vacuolar transporter chaperone complex; fungal-type vacuole membrane. NCBI's taxonomy places the organism in Eukaryota, Fungi, Basidiomycota, Agaricomycetes, Boletales, Suillaceae.